Molecule: messenger RNA, 1350 nt
Organism: Lentinula edodes (shiitake mushroom)
Lineage: Eukaryota; Fungi; Basidiomycota; Agaricomycetes; Agaricales; Omphalotaceae
Product: SVP1-like protein 2
Exons: 4
Coding region: 1-1350 (449 amino acids)
Biological process (GO): protein lipidation; nucleophagy; protein localization to phagophore assembly site
Cellular component (GO): phagophore assembly site membrane; extrinsic component of membrane; cytosol
Molecular function (GO): phosphatidylinositol-3-phosphate binding; protein binding; phosphatidylinositol-3,5-bisphosphate binding
Source: RefSeq, a predicted model, not a curated record
AUGAACUUAGCCCGCCAUUCCAUCACAGCGACAAAUCCCGUUCACAUAUUCGACACCAGGCUCGACGCAGACUGCGAAAUAUUCACAACCUGUUCACCGGCUGGAUUCGCCGUAUACAGAGCAUGGCCUCUGCAACUGCUGAGGAAACGCGAGUUAAGCGGAGGUACUUUGGCUGCUGCGAUGCCCAUGCACACAUCUUCUCUCCUCUUUCUCUUGGGUGGCGGGCGAAGUCCAUUGUAUCCUCUAAACAAAGUGAUCUUGUGGGACGAUGCCAUCGGUAGUGAGGUGGCUGAGUUGGAAUUUCGUGAACGGGUACGGGGCUUCGCUUGUAGACGAGGAUGGCUCGCAGUCUCUCUUCGACGCAGAGUGAUCGUAUUCGAGAUUGGCCGUCAGGUCACAAGAUAUCAGGAAUGGGAUACCUGCGAUAACCCCAAAGGUUUAGUCGCACUAGCCUCUGGCACUCAUGCUACUCUAUUGGCUAUCCCCGGUCGUCAAAUGGGUCAUGUACAGCUUAUCCAUCUUCCUCCAUGCUCUCCUCCUCCGCUGAAAGGCCCUCCUCCAUCAACACCUCCAAAGAAGCCUCCACCUCCUCCUGAAAAGUAUCCUGUCUCUAUAAUCGCUGCUCAUACGACUGCUCUCUCCACAUUAUCCGUGCCGCCGUCUGGACGAUUACUUGCUACAACUUCCUCACGAGGCACACUUGUCCGAAUAUGGGACUCUCUGACUGGGAAGCUGGUGCGUGAGCUCCGAAGAGGAGCAGAUAAAGCCGAGAUAUUUGGUGUGGCUUUCAGGCCAGACGAACAGGAAUUGUGUGUGUGGAGUGAUAAAGGUACAGUACAUCUGUUUACUUUACUUUCAGCUGUUUCAAAUCGACAAUCAACCUUCUCCCCGCUUGCGCCAUAUAUUCCUCUUCCCAAGUACUUUGAAUCAGAAUGGUCUUAUGCACAGUAUCGGAUCCCUACGCAAUCUUCACAUAUAUCCCUUUCAGCUACAACAUCGUCGCGCUCAACAACUGAAGACAUUCCAGAUGAGGAACGAUGCGUUGUAGGCUGGAUCGAGGUUCCUUCGGAAUCUGCUUCAGCCCCGAGUGAAUAUCAACUCAUCGCACUGACCUACGCUGGAGGCUGGUAUCGUCUCUCUAUACCAAAUACUAACUCCACCAUAUCUGCACCAUUCUCUUCGAGUUCGCCUCCCAGGGUCCUACAUGGUCGGUCCCCUAGUGUAUCUUCAACAAGAAGCGAACGCGGCUAUAGCAAAGGGAAAGAGAAGGAAAAGAGCAAUCAUUCUAAAGCGAGUCAAUGUCAAUUGCAAGAGUUUCGGCGCUACGGAAGGUGGGAUGGAUGGGACUAG